Molecule: messenger RNA, 1862 nt
Organism: Oncorhynchus kisutch (coho salmon)
Lineage: Eukaryota; Metazoa; Chordata; Actinopteri; Salmoniformes; Salmonidae
Exons: 4
Coding region: 257-1399 (380 amino acids)
Molecular function (GO): catalytic activity
Source: RefSeq, a predicted model, not a curated record
UGUUCCGACAUUGCAGCCGACUGACUGAUCUACAAAUCACCUUGCAUCAUAAAUACCGAUAUUAUUAUUUGUAGAUCAGUCAGUAAGCAUUCGCUUCACGGUUUUGAUGCUCCCGAACAACGGCUUUUAAGAGAAACAGAAAGUUAACCGAACUACGGUUGUUGUUACGGUAGAAACGACGCUGUUACCCAGCGCUCACCUCCGUCAUUCUGAACUCUUUUGACUGAACACCGUUUUGAACCCACGUUCUUGCUGCAUGCUGCUUGCACGGUUUCUACGAAGGUACCGUAAACUUCCCAUCUUUCUGUCUCUCUAUUUCCCUCUUCCUCCUCCCUCUCCUGACCUUCCUCUCCUGACCUCACUCUCUUCCUCUCCUGACCUCACUCUCUUCCUCCCCCUCUGUCUUUUCCCUUCCUCCAUCAGGAUGUCAUCUCUUCCCCGACCUCGUCAUGUGAUCUGGGAGACAGAGGAGCUGGUGGCCUACCUCCACCCCCAGCCCUGGACCCCAGGCACUACCAUCCUGGAGCCGAAGACCCCCAGGGGCCCAGAUGAGGAACCAAGCCCAGCUCAGGGCAGUCUCUUCAGGCUGGGUGAGGGAGCCUACCUGAGGUUGCUGCUGGGGGCCAGGGAGGUGGGGGCCCUGCUGUGUGAGAGGCUGGGGGUGAAGAGAUGUGCCCUGGUCUGCAGGCCCCACCCAGACAGUAACAGUCCACCCCAGAUCCGGGUGCUGCCGCUACACGGCCUUGACAGCGAGUGGCGCCCCCACCUGGCGGGAGAUGAGCACUACACCCACCACGACCCCGGCUACGUCACCUCUAAAAGCGGCCCUCGCUGGACUGACACGUCCCUCCAGGAGAUCCAGGCCGAGAUCCGGGCCCAGCUCCCUUCCCCCAAUGCCCUACCAAACCUCACCUUCCUUGGGGAAGACCCAUCGCACCCCGGCCUCUUCUCCCGGAUCGUCCGUGGAGAGGAGCAGCAGUGGAGGGUGUGGGAGGAUGAGGGACACGUGGCAUUCCUCACCCCCUUCCCCAACGCCCCCGGCCUCACCGUACUGGUCCCCCGUCGACCGCUGACCUCGGAUAUAUUUAGACUUGAAGAGGCAGAUUAUACGAGUUUGGUACUGGCAACCCAGAAGGUGGCCAGGGUUUUGGAAGAGGGUCUUGGAGCGUGGGGGGUGGGGUUGAUAUUCGAGGGGUUUGAGAUUGACUACGCUCAUGCUAAAUUGAUACCUCUGCUCUCUCCGCCCUCCUCUCACCAGGUUGAUGGGGGCUCCACCACUGGCUCUCUACCUCCUCAGGCCCAGUUUAGUGCCACCUAUCCUGGGUUUGUGACCUCGGAGGAUGGCCCUGAGGCCAGCCUGGAGUGUUUGAAGGAGUUACAGGCCAAAAUCACACCGUAAUGAUAAUGUAAUGUAUUGACAUGUUAUGAAAUAUGUAUGUAAUUGCAUAUUAUGAAGGACCUGAAACUGGGUGAUUAUAGUAUUGAUGUAUUGCACUUGACUACAUACAUUCCUAUUGGUUGACUUGUGAUAGCUUUUUUUCAAUAUGAAGCCUGUUGCUUCAUGUACAUACUGAUUUGGUACCAAAUUCUGUAGAUGUGACUGUUUCUGUCAUUUUAUUAUGAACUUGAAAUAGGACAACAAUCAAGAGCUUUAUUUGAGAAACAUGGUACUGUAAGGGUUUUAGAUAUAUCCUUUGAUAAGUACUUAACAGUAGCAUGGAAAAAUACAUGAUUGUUUGAUCAAAAUAAACAUGUGAUUUCUAUGUUUUGUAAAGUGUAUUUUCAGAUAUUUCUAACAGCACAACAGGCUGAGAAAACGAAAAGAAAUAAACCGCUGUCUUUCAUUGUCAAAUGUUACAAUA